GACGACCCCCGGUGCUGAGCCGCGGUGGGGAGGCCUCGGGAAGCAGGCCGAGCCGGAUGCCUGGGCUCGCGGCACUGGGCGCAGCGGUGACCGCGCUGGUGGCCGCGUUGCUCCUGUGGCCGAGUGAGGACGCGGGACCGGGGGCAGUCCCCGGGAAUCCCUCCGGCAUGGCCGAGGCAGAGGAGCUGCCGAAGCUUCGGGAAGACUUCAGAAUGCAGAAUAAAUCUGUCUUUAUUCUGGGAGCCAGCGGGGAAACCGGCAAAGUGCUCUUAAAAGAAAUCCUGGACCAGAAAUUGUUUUCUCGAGUCACCCUCAUUGGCCGGAGGAAGCUCACCUUCGAUGAGGAAGCGUAUAAAAAUGUGAAUCAAGAAGUGGUGGACUUUGAGAAGCUGGAUGACUAUGCUUCUGCCUUCCAAGGUCACGAUGUUGGAUUCUGCUGCCUGGGUACCACCAGAAAAAAAGCCGGAGCGGAGGGAUUUGUUCGCGUGGACCGGGAUUAUGUGCUGAACUCUGCAGAACUGGCAAAAACCGGAGGGUGCAAACAUUUCAACUUGCUCUCCUCUAAAGGAGCUGAUAAGUCGAGCAAUUUUUUAUAUCUGCAAGUUAAGGGAGAAGUGGAAGCCAGGGUUGAAGAAUUAAAAUUUGAUCGUUACUCAAUAUUUAGGCCUGGAGUCCUAUUAUGUGACAGGCAAGAGUCUCGUCCGGCUGAAUGGGUGGUUAGGAAGUUCUUCGGUUCUUUACCAGACUCCUGGGCCCGUGGGCACUCUGUACCUGUGGUGAUGGUGGCUAGAGCGAUGCUAAACAACAUGGUGAGGCCAAGUGACAAGAAGGUGGAACUUCUGGAAAACAAGGGCAUCCAUGACCUGGGCAAGGCCAGUGGCUCACUCUAGCCCAGAGCACCGUGGAGAAGCACACUUUACUGUUCUUCUCUAUACUCAGUGCUAAAUCGGUCAUUUCAGGGUCUGAAAAAAGCAUGCCUUAACUUGGCCAUUUAUUCUGAUACUCUGAUCCAAGCAAAAUAUUAUUGUGCUUUGCCUCCAUGGUUCAGAGUCUGGCUGUACAGACAGUUCACCAGGGAGCUAUAGAAAAUAGAGGUUCCUAGGCCCUAGAUCAGAAGGUCUGGGAUGUGAACACCAGAAUACAUCCUUUGCUUUUGUUAAAACUGCUGCUGGUGUUCUGCUGCUGGUGGUGGAGAAACCAUUUGUCUGCAGAGUCCCCGCAUCCCUCUAACCUUACCUACCACACAAAUGAGCUAUGUUCUAAAACUGGUGACAUGCUGCUCUUUGGGUUCCCUCAGUGCUAAUGAACAACAUGUUCACUGUGGAAGUGGACACUGUGCCUUUACAAGGACUUCAGAAUAUAUCAUGAAUGGGAUGACUAAGCUUAUAUAAUUCAGGGGAAAAUGAAAUAGAGGAACAAAUGGACAAAUCUUAGGUGCUUUAUAGAGUGUUUGAAAAUGUCCAAGUACUCGUGGUGAUAAAAUUGCCUUUAGUAUUAAGUGCUUGCUAAGUUUCAGCUUUUGCAUAGGUUAUCUGUCAGUUCACAUGAAAUGAUUCUGUCGCUGACCUUCUGUCUGAGGUAGAGAAACAGGCUCCGAGUGGGCAGUUCCUGGCAUAAGGGCCAAAGCUGACACCUGGGAGCUGGGGAAUGUGAGAGUCGGGGUUCUAAUCCAGGCCAGCUUGAUUGCAUAGCGUCUGUUUUUAUGUACUUUGCAAGAACAUCCUCAGUGAUUCCAGUUAACUGUUAAUGCAUUUAUGUAUGAAUAAAUUGGAAUAUUUGGGCUUC
Molecule: messenger RNA, 1785 nt
Organism: Ochotona curzoniae (black-lipped pika)
Lineage: Eukaryota; Metazoa; Chordata; Mammalia; Lagomorpha; Ochotonidae
Gene: HTATIP2
Product: HIV-1 Tat interactive protein 2
Exons: 6
Coding region: 57-890 (277 amino acids)
Biological process (GO): import into nucleus
Cellular component (GO): cytoplasm
Molecular function (GO): oxidoreductase activity, acting on the aldehyde or oxo group of donors, NAD or NADP as acceptor; NAD binding
Source: RefSeq, a predicted model, not a curated record